CGACACAAUCAUUGGGGGGGGGGGAAUAUGCGCGCGCAGUGAUAGAAGCCGCAGACGACGGCACCGGCACCCGUCGUUCUGCCACGAGUGGACCCGAAAGUGUCGAACGAAAGAGGGAGGAGAAAGGCAGAAAGAGAAAGAGACAGGGCGCUCGGGAUUUCCGCGUGGAAGGGGUGAACUAUACUGGGGACGAGAGGAGAGGAGAGAGAGCAACAGCGUAAGCGACUAGCGCGCGCUGUUGGUGUGUGUCGGUCGGUCGGUCGGUCGUCGCCGCCAUGCUAGUGGUUAGUUUAGUGAACCAAACAUCAUGAUGUGGCAAAACGUUCGCACGAGUUAAGACUGAAGUAACGCCGCGUUACCGGCGCGUCGUCCGUUAUGUUAUCCAUAAUAACUCACGACGUUCGAUAACCGUAAACACGUAACGUGAAAAGUACAAAAGGGCUUCGGUUAAAAAGCUUUCACACACACGGCGGGGACAGCGGCGACACGAGAGAGAGAGGGAGAGAGAGAACACGAACGUCCCCGGGGGUGCUCGAUAUUCCCUGCGUACGGGAAUACACACAACAAUAGAACGCACCGUCUCGAAAUUCCUCACCGAUGUAAAUUAAAACUCGAAUCCGUAGAUUCCGAGGGAUACGUUACGGAAUACAAGUUUCGUGUUCACGGUACACGUUGGGAGUGACGAGUGCCAACGAUCAGCCUCCAUCGCGCGGCAAGGAGACUAUCACGAUACGUAUACACGAUGCUGGAUCCGAGCGUACUGACGGAUUUAGAGGAACUGACGCUUUGCAGUUACUGCAAGCAGAAGUACAACGACGCGGAACAAUGCCCGAAAUACCUUAGCUGCAAACAUUACUUCUGCCUGCGGUGCAUAGAGAACAAUCUGUUGAAAGGACGGGAGCUGUUCUGCGCGCACUGUUGGAAGCGAACGGACCUCGGGGACCAAGGGCCCGACGCGUUGCCGACCCAUUCGUCUCUCCUUGCCCUGGCGAACAAUCUGUCCCAUUUGAAGAUCACGACGAACAACACGUCCGGGAAGACCAACGACAAGGAGAGAAAGAGUGAGAAUUGCCACACGCACGGAAUGCCGUUGGCGUUAUGGUGCGCGACGUGCUGCACGGCGCUGUGCAGGGCAUGUGCGACACCACAGGAACAUCCGGCCCAUCAGAUUAAAUCGCAAACCGAUGCCAAAGAACAACUCAUAUCCGACGUUCAAUUGGAGCUAGUUGCUAUGGGGAAGCUGUCGACGGAAAUCCAAAGACUGGCGAUGCAGCAACGUGAAUUCCUGAUAAAAGUGCUGGAAGCUUGCGUGACGUUGAAAACGCACGUCGAGACGGAUCUGCAGAACGGCUGGAGCCACUUUCCCGAGAUAACGGACGCGCGUGAAACGCUCGGCAAAGCGAAGGCCAGCCUGCAGAUGAUCGAGAGCCCGAGCGACGUGUACAGUUUGCACUCGCAGCUGAUCAUCGAGAAACAGAGAUUACAGUCGAAGUACCAAGAGAUGAUGCUACAGUGCCAGCUGGACGAUCUGAUCGGGAACUCAGGUGUGGUGUUCGAUUUCGCGCUGCUGAAACAAGCUCUGGCCGGUAUUCACACUGGCGAACCGAUCGUCUCGCAAGGGGCUAGCAACGGGGGCCGUUUACCGAAUCAUUUGGCGGCCUCGCAAAACCCGAUACUGUUCCUCGCGAAUUAUUGCAUGUCGCAGCUGUACUCGAGGCACGUGGUCAGCAAGCAACACAUGCAGAACGGCUCCAUAGAGUAUCAUUCGAGCAUGAUGCAGCCCCAACAAGUGCCGCCGGGUUCCGUUCACGUGCACCAAGGCCCACCGCCGCCGGUGACGCAGCAGCAACUACUAAUCCCGCCUGGCUCGCCGUCCGUUAAAUCGGUUCCGCCCGCGCCACCGAACGCCAUGCUGCAUCAGCAACAACAAUCGACCUUCAUACCGGACGGAGUCGGCUCCGGCGGCGGCGGUCUGGUCACCGUCCAUACGUCCACGCAACCACCGUCCAGCGGUAUAGCCGGCUCGCUUCGCGGACCGGGGAACCCCUAUCCCCUCUAUUAUUUCAACAUCGAGGUGAACGGAUCGCCGCACGGCCGUAUUGUGAUAGAAGUGAGGCCAGACGCAGCCCCGAAGAUGGCCAAGAAUUUCAGCGUACUGGCGACCGGCGAGGUCGGGGUCGGUUACAAAGGGUGCACGAUCUUUCAGUGCUGGGAGGGCGAGUCCGUGAUCACCGGUGACUUCGAGCUGAACAACGGCCGAGGCGGACGUAGCAUAUUCGAGGACGGUUACUUCAUGCCGGACGACACCAAGUUCCCGGCGGUUCGCGGCGCGGUUGGGAUGCGCCGUACGCAGAAACGACACGACAAUCUGGGAAUGGUCGGCUCGCAGUUUCGUAUAAUACUGCAAGAGAUGCGCGGUUUCACCGGGAUCUUCGGUCACGUGGUCGAGGGUCUGGAGCUGGUCGAGAAGAUAUCCACGUUCGGCGAUCAGACCGGCAAGCCUACGAAGAAUAUUCUAAUAACGAAAUGCGGUAAAUUGUAACGACAGCAACGCUAUCGCGGUUAGUAUACACCGACGGGCACGCGUCAUCGAGCAGUGCCCCGUAUACUUCACGUUUCACCCGUUCUAGAUAACUGAAAAAAAUUUUUGUCCGAGUCGCGAGAUUAUUGGGGGGGUGGGGGGCGGUGUCAUCCUGAUGAACCCUUACGUUCGAGAUGGGGAUCUAGGUACGUUUUAAGCGAAAUGAAAAGAAAAAUCAUGUAUA
Messenger RNA from Dufourea novaeangliae, 2765 nucleotides. RefSeq lists its product as uncharacterized. The record is from RefSeq and is a predicted model, not a curated record. The transcript is spliced from 4 exons. Bases 743 to 2542 code for a protein of 599 amino acids. Gene Ontology annotation, biological process: protein peptidyl-prolyl isomerization. NCBI's taxonomy places the organism in Eukaryota, Metazoa, Arthropoda, Insecta, Hymenoptera, Halictidae. Gene Ontology annotation, molecular function: zinc ion binding; peptidyl-prolyl cis-trans isomerase activity.